Trichomycterus rosablanca is the source of this 1777-nucleotide messenger RNA. It is a transcript of the gene stard4, whose product is annotated as StAR related lipid transfer domain containing 4. The coding region runs from base 75 to 707 and encodes 210 amino acids. The transcript has 6 exons. Lineage: Eukaryota; Metazoa; Chordata; Actinopteri; Siluriformes; Trichomycteridae. Gene Ontology annotation, biological process: cholesterol transport involved in cholesterol storage; intracellular cholesterol transport; cholesterol import. Gene Ontology annotation, molecular function: cholesterol binding; cholesterol transfer activity. Gene Ontology annotation, cellular component: endoplasmic reticulum; cytosol. The record is from RefSeq and is a predicted model, not a curated record.
ACAGAGCGGAUGAAAGGGACGCAGCGGUGACAUUCCACACCCUAACAGUCUCACCCUCACCUCAGUACAGGAACAUGGGGAGUUUGCCGGACGUUUCCGAGCUGAGAACACGACUGGAGAACUCUCUCACAGGCUACCACAACCUAGAAGAGACGGAAUGGAGGGUGGCAAAGAAAACGACAGAUGUUACGGUCUGGAGGAAACCGUCCACAGAGUUCAGCGGUUUUCUGUAUAAAGUUCAGGGUUUGGUUAUGGAAGAGCCGAACAGGAUAGUGGAAUAUAUUCGGCCGGGACCGUACCGGUUACAGUGGGACAGUCUGAUGACGUCCAUGGACAUCGUGAAGACCAUCGACAAGGCCAGCUGUGUGAUGCGUUACAUGACCGCCGGCCAGCUGUGGAACCUCGUGGCACCACGAGAGUUUGUGGAUUUCUCCUACACCAUGGAUUUCCAGAACGGCCUUCUGUCCUGCGGUGUGAGCGUGGACUACGAGGAGCAGGGACGGGACAGCGUGAGGGGGUUCAAUCACCCGUGCGGUUGGUUCUGCGUCCCUGUCGAUGGUGAAACCCACAGCGCCCCCUGCAGUCUGCUGAGCGGGUACAUCCAGACCGACCUGAGAGGGAAAAUCCCACAGUCGGCAGUGGACGUGGCCAUGGCCAACACCCUGGUCACCUUCUACUCUGACCUCAGGAGAGCUCUCGCUACGUAAUAUUACCUCUUCACGAGCACUGUAUGGCCAAAAGUAUGUGGACACACCCUGUUCUGGAAACAUGGGCAUUAAAAUACCAGCCUUCACUCUUUUGGAGUGUGACUGUGGUCAUUUGGAACCAUUCAGUGAGCUCAGACACUGAUGUUGGUUGAGAAAUCCUGGCUUGCCUAUGAGCUUCCGAUUCAUCCCAAAGGUAUACAGUAUGGUUAAGUUCAGGACUCUUUAAUUAAGAGGCGUGUCCACAUACUUUUGGCCAUAUAGUGUACUUUUAAAUAUCUGGUGCUGUAGAUAUACCUACAUAUAGCAAUAGAUACGGUGCACGUUGUAUUAAAGGGUCAGAGCCACGCCCGGUUACAUAGUCUGCUCAUUUUUUCCAUAGAGAAGGGACUGUUAGUGCAGCAUACUUUGCGACCCAGAGGCUAGUGACGUUCCUGCCCAUAUAAAUAGGGCGGGUUCGACUGCACCCAGUACAAAGUAUCACAGCCUAAUCAGCUGCUCAGAGAUCUAAUCUAAGAACCAGUACAGAAAAACAGGUCUGUCAUAAAUAAUAAACUGUCCACAGACAAGCAAGCUUCACAUCACUGGGGGGUGAAAGCUGGCAACCUUGGUGCUUAAGCUCACAGAUUAGAAACUGCAGGUUGAUGGCAAAUGAUGAUCAAAUCUGAACAGCAAAUCCUAUUAUUUUAUUUCAUUAUUAUUAUUAUUAUUAUUAUUCUUUUGUUCGAUGGGAGAUUGAAGGCUGGGUCGGGAUGGAGGGGGUUAGACUUUGUUGUUGACUUUAUGAACUCUGCUAUAAAUAAAUGAAACGUGUUUUUUCAUGAAGGUUUGGUCACUAUCAGCUUUAAUCGUGUAACUGUUUUAGUUGUAAAGUUAUUACACUCAUUAUCUGAAGGACAAACACUGAUCAUUUAAUGUAUAAUUAUAUCAGUUGUAUUUUCUAAGAUUUUAGGUUUUUUUUUUACAUACAUUGUUGUUUUUGAAUCCGUAGCAUUUAAUAUUUCGUGCAAAUGAAUAAUCUGUAAUGAUUUACUGUAAUAAAUAAAAAUGCAUAUUGUUUUACUGUGAAAUUC